Molecule: messenger RNA, 10697 nt
Organism: Cherax quadricarinatus
Lineage: Eukaryota; Metazoa; Arthropoda; Malacostraca; Decapoda; Parastacidae
Source: RefSeq, a predicted model, not a curated record
AUGAUUGUGGCUAUCUCGCUCGAUAAGCUUAGCUUAGGAUUCGCUCUCACUCUUCAUAUAUGGCAGUCGCCCUCAGAUAAUACCGCUGUGAACGUCAAUGGCAUCAAGGACCCUGCUAGGAUGGGAUACGCCUCUGUUUUUCUUGAUCCAAGUUUGAACUUUUCUUGCCCACAGGGAACACCAACGGAGCGGAUUUUGUUGACAAGCAGUCAACCACCUAGUGUACCCCUGCCCCAGCCUUCACUCAGGCUGGUGGACGGACCUACGCCCCUUCAAGGCAGGCUGCAGAUAUUCUACAAGAACAAGUGGCGCUCUAUAUGCACAAACUCGCGCAAUUGGACGGCAGAGGACAUGUCUGUUGCUUGUCGGCAACUUGGAUACAGUGGUGGAAAGUACUAUGAGUGGCAGGACAGAGCCAACAAUGACACAGGAACACUACUUUACGAGGCACCCCUCUGUACUGGCCUUGAGGAUGACGUUACUAAAUGUGCCUGGCACACACAUGCUAUGGGCGGUGGUGUCUGUGAUAUGCAUCCAGACCUGGGCCUGGACUGUGAUGGCUACCAUGCCCUUUGGAGAGGAACCAACCACUGGAGAGGGAUCCUCUUCCUUGAUGCCCAGUAUGAAGGGCAGCUCUUCCAAGAUAAUACAUUGUAUCAGAAGGUAUCAAAAUCGAUUUUGAGUUACGUGGACUUAGAGUAUGCUGGUAUGGGUCCCCAGCGAGAAGUGGAGUCAGCCUUGAUGAGCAGGAAGGUUCCUCCUCGACUCUCUAAUGUCACCAUUUCUUCUAAUGCCUUUAAUGGCAUCAACUUCACUUUACCAGGAACUUUUGUCCAUCUACAAAGUGCAACUAUUAAAGGAAACAAUGGUUAUGGUGUAUAUGUGAACACAUCAACAGGCUCAGUGUUAAUCAAUGAGUCCUCAUCAGUCAGAGAAAAUACUGCUGAUGGGGUUAAGUAUAACUUCCACCACCGUCAACCUGAUCGUUCAGCUUCAGAUACUUUCCAAGACUUUUGCGCUGGAGCUUCCAACCCCAAUCAAGCUUAUCCAAUUGUAACAGUUGCCACUCAGGAUAAAUAUUCCUUCAAUGACCUCUCGUGUGUUAGGUCAUUCUACAUCAAAAAAACUAACUUCGUCUUCACAGUACACUUCUCUUAUAUGCAGGCAGAGAUAAAUGGAGCUGCUAUGGUGGAAGUCAGGGAUCGUGACCAGUGGGGUGACUUACUGACCAAAUUUGAGUUGCGAAACAACACCUUUCCAUCAUCUGUUGUCUCACGAGGGAACAGCAUUUGGAUCAAAUUUACUGCCAAGUCCCAUAAACUCUCCUUCAUAUUCAUGGAAGUGGUGGCUAGUAAAUAUAAAAUGUUUGAUCUCAAACUUCAGAAUUCCUUUGUAGGAAACAACAGUGGCCAUGGAGUUGCAAUUGAAAAUAUGCGCAGUCUGGUUCACAUUCAUCAGUCAGAGUUAAUGUAUAAUUUUUUUGGAUCAGGUCUUAAUGUGAAAAUGGGUGCCGGAGAUGUUAACAUUACUCGUUCCAGUGUCAGUAAAAAUAUUGGCGAUGGUGUAAAUAUUACUUAUGAAGGAGGUUUGCAAAAUGUUACGUGGAGCAAUGUUGCUGGCAACUCGCUUCGAGGAGUUGCUGUUUGGUUUAAUGAGAGUGGACUUGAUACUAAAAUAAAGCAGGAGACAGGUGUGGCUUAUUCGACAUUCAGAGGGAACUUAGAUGUUGGUUUGCGAAUUGGGAAUUUUUGUCGGAAUGCUUUUGUAAACAUUAGUAGUAACUCAUUUACAGAAGGCCAGAGAGCAGCAGUAGAGAUAGAAUCAUGCUGGCUCAGAAAUAGUGGGAAGAGAACUGUGCAAAUUGGCCAAAAUUUGUUCGAGAGGAAUCACCGCUUAGCUGUGAAGAUAUCUCCAGCUGUUAAUAUGAAUCUAACUAUUGAAUACAAUGAGUUUCAACAGAAUCGCCGAGGAACACUAAUGAUAUAUAAUGAAGACAAUGUGCAGUUACCAAGUUUACCAUUUGUGGGACAUAUAGUGAGAAAUCACUUCCGCAACAACACUGGCUGGUUUGUUAUUCGGCUUGCUCUAUCCCUUCGAGGACUAGAUCAGAAUCUUCUUGUAGAAAAGAAUACAAUAAAAAACAACUUUGUCAAAGAGUUAUAUAGUAACAUUCAGUCCAGAAGUCGUGCUGCAGGGGUGGUGUGUGUGGGCUCAUCAAAUAUAGUGCUUUACAGAAAUUUAAUUGAAAAUCCUGGUUCCAACUAUGAAAUUAGCUCACAUUUGACUGAUCAGAGCACACCCAUCAAUGCUACUUACAAUUGGCUUGGUAGCAAAUUUGAAAAUAAUAUUUUUGAACGUAUUUUGGAUCGUCGUGAUCUCUACAAUUUAGCAUUAGUGUUAUUUCACCCCUUUCUUCUAAGUAAUAACAAUGUUGAAACUCCUGUGACCGAAGCAGGACAAGUAAGUGAACCUAAUUUCUUUGACCCAGUUGAAGGUCACAUAAUUGGUGGAGAAGUGAAUGGUGAAAUUACACUUCAUGAUGGCAUUUAUACUGUAACAAGGGAUAUAUUUGUCCAUGAAACUGGAAUCUUAACUAUUGCUUUUGGCACCACGCUGGAAUUUGCUGAGGGUAUGGGAAUGAUGGUAGCAGGGCUAUUGCGUACUGAAGGUUCUGGGAAACGUGAUGUGCGUUUCACCCUCCAGGGAACGUCUGAGCGAGAGUUGAUGUCAAGAGCAGCAUUACCAGCAGAUUUAAUGGUGUUCAAUAAUACAGGUAAUACCAAUGUAACAGCUAGUAUGCCGUCAAAUAAUACAGCAGAAGACUCGCCCAUCCUGGUCAAGCUUGUCGGGGGCAGGAAUGACCUUGAAGGAAGACUGAUGGUGUAUGUAGAUGGCGAGUGGGGGACUGUGUGCAGCCAUGGAUGGAGUCAAAAUGCUGCUGCAGUUGCCUGUCAGCAGAUGGGUUAUGUUCUUAACCCUGAGGACUGGUUCCUUGAACCAAGCAAUAUACCACCAGAUGGUCAGACUGCUAGGAUUCUCCUCAGCAAUGUGCAGUGUGAUGAGUUUGACACUGACAUAACAAAAUGCAAGACUGAAGUGUUGUGGGAACUAGAAAACUCGUGUUCCCAUGCAGAAGAUGUUGGCAUCCGCUGCUAUCCAGGCACCUGGGCAGGCAUACGUUUAGGGAUGACUGCACAUGAAAGUCAUAUCAAAGGUGUUGUCAUUGAGAAGGCAGGCCUAUUAGACUAUACCACUAGGACCUUUAAACCAGCACUGCAGAUCGACUUCCACCAUCAUGUCAUACAGGAUAUUGAAGUACGGGACAACUCCCAUGAUGGUGUUGGUGUCAUUUACAGUAAUCAGUAUGCUAUUGCCAAUCCAGAUGCUCGUGUAUUUAAAGGAUGCAGCUUUACUAGGAAUAAAAGACAUGGAAUAAGCUUAAAACAGAUGGGAGUGAACAUAACUGAGUCUGACCUGCGAGCAAAUGAUGGGUCUGGGUUACAUUUUAACCCUUUUAUAUCACGUGCUGAACAGAGAGAGCUAGCAGGAUGGCUUAAGUUGUUACAGGACAAAUAUAUUAAAAUUCCAGAGUCUCCAAAAGAUAUUCAGCUUGCAAUAAAUGUACCACAGUAUUUCAUCACACAGACACUACGAGGCACUCAAACAAAAAUUACCAUCCAUGUUUCGACAUCGCACUCCAAUGUAAUUGGGAUCCAGGUGCUGAAUCCAGUUGUACUCGAGAGCACUGAGGAAAUAGUGAUAUAUGAUUACCAGAAAAUUGUACAGAGUGAGGAUAUUGCACGCUGGGAUAUGCGAAGAGAUCAGGUGGCCUUCCCUACAACUUCAAGCAGCUAUGCCAUAACCAUUGAGUACAGUUCAGGCAUUUAUGCUCUGGGAAAUGUUAUUUUUGUCCUCACUGCUAUUGACAGAAGAGACAUUGCCCAGGCUGGAGACCUGCGAAACUUCCGUGCCAAGUGGCCUACUGUAUACAUUGAUAAAACACAGAUUCGUGAAAAUGAUAUUGGUGUCUCUACUUUGCAUUAUAACAGAUAUCUCACAGAUGAUGAAGAUCAUCUUCUGCGAUGUGCCAAUGAGAGUUUCAUUGUAGUUAAUUCUCAAAUUACAAAGAAUCAGAACCAGGCAGUGUAUACACUCUCACCCUUCAGAGUCAGAAUGGAUAAUAAUGACAUUGGAGAGAUAACGUUUAUGUUUAAUGGUACUACUAUAUCAGGCAAUGGCAGAGGCAUUGAUCAGUACAGUUGGGAUGUUCGUGAGUCUAACAACCUCUUCCACUGGGUGCUAGAAGACACUGUAAUGGAGAAUAAUGGUGGAGGUGGUAUAGUACUGAUGCUGCCAUUUGUAUGGCAGUACACUGAAAAUUUUACUCAUUCACUCUACAUUAAUUCUUCGACCUUCAUGAAUAAUGCUCAGUUUCAGUUCAUUAUAGAUGGUCAUUUUGCUCGUGUAAACAUAACAUAUUCAAAGUUUGAGAAGAACACAUGCCAGCAAGGUCUCCUGUCACUGAAAGGCAUGGAAAAAGAGAUGUUUAUAUAUGAUAAUCUUUUUGUUUCAAACAUAGGCUCCUAUGUUGUAGAAUUUGAUACUGACAGUCAGAGUGGCAUCCUUGGAGUUGUAAAAGCUUAUUUUGAAUACAACAAAGUUCAAGAAAAUAGACAAGCUCUUCAACUGAGGAGUAGUCCAUCUCGAGCCUUCCAACCAGCUAGUUAUACAAUAGCAGUUCGAGGACUUCAGAAAAUCAACAUAACUCAUAAUCAGUUUGGAUCCAAUGAAAUGGAUUAUGAAUUAUUGGCUGGGCUAUUUACUAGCAGGAUUGAUAAUUACCUUAAUGUGGAAGCUAAUUGGUGGGGAUCACAUGACCCUAAAGUGAUUGAAGAACGCAUCUUUGAUUUUGAUGACUGGAACAAUUUUGCUCUUGCUGACUAUCUUCCAUACCUCAUAGAAGACAGUCUUUCAGCACCUGUAUCAUCAGUGAUUUCUUCUGCUAAAAAAGAAAAACCAAUGGAACUGAAUUCCCUUGGGGGCCGACUGCUACAUGAUUUACGAUUACCAAAACGCUUUGAACCAUAUAUAAUAAAAUCUGAUUUGACUGUUAUGCCAGGAGUGACUUUAGUGAUUGAAGCAGGUGCUACACUAGAGUUCUUCCCAAGCAUUGGAAUGCUUAUUUUAGGCCGCCUUGAAGCUGUGGGUCGUAGAAACAACCACAUCAUCAUGCGACCUAUUGAUACUUCAUCUGCUACACACUAUCGAGUUGGCCGCCAAACAAAAUCGUCCUUAGAAUCUGUUCGGCUGUGUGUGGAAGGGGACUGUGAUGGUAGAAGAGAUGGCUUCUUGGACAUCUUUAAUGGUACAACGAAGCAGUGGGUGCCAAUUUGUGAUGAUCGGUUCACUGAGCGUAAUGCCCAGGUAGUUUGUCAACAGUUGGGGUAUAACACCAUCAAUACCUUCCAUGGUCGCAAUAAAAGAACAGAGAUGUUUCCCAAUGCCCUCAUUCGCAUUCGAUCAUGGCCUGACCCUAUUCAAUGUGAUGGUACAGAGACACGUCUAGAUGAGUGUGCCCUCAGAAUGAAUGGCCAGAUUUACAACCAUAGCUAUGAAUGUGCUUGGAAUGGUGACUUUGUUUAUAUCUCCUGUGGAGAUCUCAAUUUGGAGAAUGAGAACCAAGAAUACUGGGGUGGUAUAAGGUUUUCAAUCCCCAACUUUGAGCAUAUGGAUGUUUACCAGAGAGUUCACAAUGCAAACAAUCCAGAACAUGCACACACACACCCAAUGGUGCACAGCUCAUCACACACAACAGUGUUACCCUCAGUGAUGGAAUGGGUGGAGAUUGUUGGAGCAGGAAUACUUCAUGAUGACAAAUCUCCAGCAAUUCUUUCUUUCCAUGAAACGCCAAAACUAAGAGGAGUUACUAUAAGGAAUUCUGCAUAUGAUGGUCUGUCGAUUGUCUCGGCCACAGAUGGCUUUGAUAUGUUAUACAACAAAUUUGAAAAUAACCUGGGUGUUGGUGUAACUCUGAUGGGUCUGACCGGUGAAACACGUGAGAGUGAAGAGUCGUCAUUCUUCCCUCUAAGUCAGCUACGUCUUCCGUAUCACAUGUUUGGAAUGGUGGACAUAUGUGAUUCCACUAAGGAACUCAAAAUUGAGGAAAGAAUCUUUGUUUAUUACAAAUAUGAUAAUCGACCUGUGGAUUGUAUUAAGAUAUUUUCAUCAGUGUUCAAUGUUAAAAAUUUUGGGUUCAGGCUCCUUCAGUUCAACCUGUACAACUCCACAUUGGACCCUGUUGCAAGAGACCGUAUUGUCCUCUAUGAUGGUGACAUAUAUAAUUAUACAACGGUGGAAUUUGCAGAAAUUCAUGUAAACAGUGGCAAUCACAUGCGAUUUUUCAAAACUGAAGGGACCAGUUUAUCAGUGGAGCUUCAUGUCACUGGAGCCUCGGGUGACCUUGGCUUUGUUGCAGAAAUUGUUACGCUUCCCAUAUCAGAUCUUGGCAUCAAUCGCAACAUUCUACACAACUUUACUUACAAUGAAUAUUAUAACAAUGUUGAGGGUGCCUUCUUCACUGCCACUGCUGGAGAGGUGAAUCCCUGGAUGUGUCUCUCUUACAGCCGCUUAGAAAAUAAUGGUAGACAGCUCUAUGGUAAUUUCACCACUACUAGAGCAGCAGUUUACCUAGAUAUACAGAACAUGCAGGAUGUUUAUUUUAAGAAUAACCUGGUGCGCAACAAUACUGGUGGUGUUUAUAUCAUGGCUGGAUCCAUGGGUGCUGCCACCAAGCUACAGGCCAAUGUCACCAACAAUUUAUUUGAGGAAACUCUUCACUGGCCAUCCUUGUAUAUAGCCACCAGGGAGAAUUCUGCUUAUCAACAUGCACUUAUCGCUUACAAUGACUUUAGUUGGUCAUAUUCACCAUACCAUGAUGUCAUCACCUUAGCUCAGGUAGUGUCUGAGUUCACUCAUAAUUACCUGCAUAGCAAUAUUGGUCGACACAUUUUAGACAUUUAUGGGUUUCAAAAAGUUCGUCUUCCUGUAUAUCAAACUACAUCUCAUAACAGUCUUGCCAAGAACAUGGCAGUAGACCCAACCUACCAGGGUACCAUCAUAGCAGGGAGUGCUGGCCAACAAUUUGUAGACAAUGUUUUCUACAACUUAGACAAUGCAUACGAACUUGUUGCUGUAAAUGAGUCUGUACGCUGCAACAUUUCUACGGAAUGCUCGCAAGUGGAUAUCUACGAUGUCUUGGUUGAUGAGAGAUCAGAUGUUUGGAAGACCCCUAUUGAUGCCAGAAAUAACUGGUGGGGCUUUAAUACAUCAGUUGCUGUGUCUGGACGCAUACAUGAUAGAACAGAUGAUGAGACACUUCUUCGUGUUGACUAUAGUCAGUGGAAGCUAAACUACUACUCGCUACUCCGGUGUGAACCAGCUACACAACGAGUUGGUGAUGCUUAUCUUUAUGUAGGUGCACCCACACACGAAGAAGCUAAAGCAUUCUGCAAGAAGGACAAUGCCUCCUUGCCGUUCCUACAGAAGUGGUACUGGGACGUCCAGUAUUGGAUAUUUGAUCAGCAACCCGAGUACUUAUGGGAAUAUGAUAUGGUGUGGGUUCAACACUUAGAUGUCAUUAGUGGAUGUGCUGCCUUUGUAUAUAGACAAGUCCGUUCUGUUGACUGCAAUCUGAAUCUCCCCUUUAUUUGUGAAUCUGACCCAGAUAAAACAAUUGAUAAAUUUGCUUGGACUUCUGACCCAUUGGCUGUAGCAGCCAUAACUGUGACUUUCGGUUGCUUGAUUCUUGUAGCUGCAUGCGUUUCAUGUUGGGUAUGUAAAUCGCGGGAACGACGCAAGGAGCGCAUAAUGCGAAGGAAUUCCAUUCGUGCAUCCAUCCGUUCUAAUAGAUCUGCCAUAUCAACUACCAGUGGUGGCUUCAGUGAUAUGGGGCACACAAGGAUCAUUGAGGAUCCACAGAGAGCAAUACCCAUGAAGGGUGGAGGUUCUCUUGGAGGAGCAGCACGGAUGAAUGGUCUUCAUGGAUCUUUUGAUUCCAUCUCCAAAUCUAACUUUAAUUCCUCAAUGGAGGAGGACCCAAGCUUUGUUGUUUAUGAGGAAACACCUCAGUCACCCCCAGGUUACACAUCAGAACUUGAUAAUAGAUUCUCUGCUGACCCUAAUCUGGAAAAUGCAAAUGUGAAUGAACUAGUGCACCCUAGCUUUAAUAUGACUUUUCAAAAUCAUGGAUAUAGGGACAACUCCACCUUUACCUCCCGAGAAAACAGUACCUUCAUUGCUGAAGCACCCUCACAACAGUGGAAUGGUUCAAACAAUAACAUUCCGCCCUCCAGUUAUGGUAAACCAACUUUCUCUACUUAUGGUCUUGGCCGACACCUGCCUUCAAGUAAUCAGCAUUAUUUGCCACUACCACGUCCACCUGGGGCACGACCCCUACCUCAGCUUCCAUGGCAGGGCUCUCAUGUUCCAAGCAGUUUUGACAGAUUCAGCAAUCCCUACAUGUACAGCUUUGGCCGACCCUUGUCUUUGCACGGUACAACAUCAAGCUUCAAAAACGAGUCUCUUCAUGGAUCCAAUCCACAGUUAGCAGCAAGCAGUGUUACCACUGAUUCAACUUUAGAGAUGAAGAAAGAGUUAGACUUGGCAAGGGAUACUCAAGACCCACACCUUACUGCAACUUUACCAAGAGAUCAAGCAGCACCUUUCCACUAUGUUUCUGCAGAUGUUCUAUCAGGCAGACAGUCAAAAACUCCUUCAGAAGUCUCUGAAGAUUACUUUUCUCAAGGUCGAUCACAAAGUCAACCAUUAGAAACAGCAAUGUAAACAUUACAAAACCUAUGUCUUUGUUUAUAAUUAAUAUUCUAUAAUUCUUUUAAUGAUUGUCCUUAGUAAGGCAAGUUUACUACAGUGCAAGGACCAGCUGGGAUUUUAUAACAAGCAUGUGGCUAUAUAUAAUAAGAAGUCAUUUCUCAACUGUUCUUCCUCAGAUUUCGGAUUUCCUUAUCUGGCAUCCACAAGUUUAGGUGCUUUGUUUUAUUCCAUAAUGCCCAUUAUCUAUGACUUGUUGGUGUAAUGGCCUUAUCUAUGAGCCUGGUUCCCAGAACUUAAUUUUUGAAAAGUAUUUUGGCAGUACGUAUUCCUUUAGAGGACCUGUUUACCAUGACUGAUACAAAAUAUUGCAAAAUUCUCAAAUACCAUGUUUAGGCAUAGGGGCUUGGAAUGACUUCCCCUUUACUCAGGAAAUAUUGGUUCUCUAUCUGCAGAUUCACUAGCCAUGAAAAAUUCAUCAUGAAUUCUGAGGGAGUACGAUAUUUCACUUUACAGUGUUGGCAAGUGAAAUACAGUCCAAUUGCUAGGUAAUAUGGUUUUGCACAUAAUUAAUAAAGCAGUUUUUCAACCAGACUGUAUACUGCAUGAGCAUUGUUUUAUCAGGUGCAGGAAAUGAGAAAUGAAUUGCCUUUAUAAUUUGUAAUUUAGGUAAAUUUAUUUCACAUGUUAAGAAAACUAAGAGGAAUCUUUAAAUGAUGAAAAUGUUGAUGCAUGAAACUGAAAUUCAUUUUACAAGCACAGUGUUCUACCUGUACAUUAGCUUAUAAAACCUGAGUUUUGGUACAUGUAAAGUAGAAACUAAAUGAUUUUCAUCGACUACUUACUGAACAGGCAAAUGAAUUUUUUUUUAUUAUAUACAUUUCUUAAUGUCACUAUGAAAGUCAUUCCAGUUGGUAAAAUUCUUCAUUUUAUCAAGUGACUUUCAUAGUGAUAUUAAGCAAAUAUCUAUACAAAAAAUUAAUUACACAAGAAUAGUUUAUUCAUCUGCAUUACUAAUCCAUAACUAAGUUAUACAAUAACAUGAAACAGUAAUGACCAGCUGAUAAGAUAGAGGAAUAAUGUACAGUAUUUUUAAAGCAGUUUGUGCCCACAGGCACUGCCCUCAGUAAAACCUUAGCUAAAGUGUGUCAGUGGGAACCAUAACUUUUGAAAAUAUAUCUUUCAUUCAUAAUUUUUUUAUUAGAACUAACUCUCUUAUGUCAUUUUUAAUUAACAACUGAAGAAUUAUUCUGAAAAAAAAAAUCAUAAAAAAUUUAAUAAAUUGUGUAUUGAAAACAAUAAAAAACUAAUACAUGGUAGUAUUAGAAAUAGGCACUGUGAUAAUGCUACAACCAGAUGCAUAGCUGAAUAUUUAAAGCUUCAUAUAACCCAUGAACAAAUUGGGAUUUAGUAUUUUAGAUUAAAUGUUCUUUAUGGAAAACAUAAGUUAAUUUAAGCUGUAAAGAAAUUUCACAGAAAAGCUUCCAUGAAGCCAUCGUUACUAAACUGUAUUAUUCCCAUACACUAAGAUUUAUAAUCUCUUGCACUCUCACCCUAUUGUACAAAGAUUAGGACGAUAGUUUGUUUUCUGUACAUAGCAAAGAUUAAGACAAUAGUUUGUUUUCUGUAUAUAGCAAAGUGUCAUAGUAUUUUGUUUUUAUACUUAUUACCCAAGAAAAUACAGUGGACCCCCGACUUGCGAUAUUAAUUCAUUCCAGAAGUCUGUUCGGGUGCCGUUACUGAACGAAUUUGUUCCCAUAAGGAAUAUUGUGAAUUAGAUUAGUCCAUUUCAGACCCCCAAAAAUACAUGUACAAAAACACUUACAAAAAUACACUUACAUAAUUGUUCUAGUUGGGAGCUGAUUGUAAGG